AAAUCUAACACCUCUUUUCCCACUCGCAGGCUGAGCGUUUCCCCCAUACUUGACGUCACUUCCGUUUUUUCACAUGCUGCUGAUUUCAAACGCAAACACAGACUCUUAACUUCAGUCGCAAUCUCAGCCUUUCCUCAAGUCACAUCAACCUAAUCAUGCCCCGGUCCAAGAAGUAUUUUCUGUUGUUUUGGGGGCUUCUGGAAACAUGGGUUUUCAGCGGGAGCAUUUUGGGGUGGUCGGCACUGCACUAUAUGCUGAAGCAAGAAGGUGUGUACGGACACUUGUGCAGACCUAUAGAGGUACCCUCAUUAAAUGUUUCGUCGGCAUCUUUGACAGCCCCUGCUCUGACCCCUGUUGAAGAGAUGGAAGAGGCUGUUUUACCCUCUGUGCAGAUCCGUCUGGCACACGAAGUGGGCUGCGUUGCUCAGGACAAAGUUUUAAACCUGGCUUAUACGAUAGGCAUCUUCUGCGUGGGUUUUAGUGCCUUUAUCUGGGGAUUCCUUAUCGACAGACUAGGACUACGAAUUAUUAGACUGUUACUCAACUGUCUAAUUACAACGGGAACUAUUCUUCUUUCUGUAACAACCAAAGAAACAUCUUACCUUGUAUUUCCUGCUUUAACUUUGAUGUGUCUUGCUGGUGUUCCUCUUCGGUUGGCAAAUAUGCAGAUAGCAAAUCUGUUUCCUGCCCGAAGGUCAACAGUGAUAACCCUAUACAGUGGAGCAUUUACUGCGUCAGCGUCUAUAUUUAUAUUCACAAAGUACGGUUAUGAUGCGGGUAUGGACUGGGAAUGGGUCUGCUACGUCUUGGUGGCUUUCAGUGUCAGCAUGCUUCCUAUCACCCUGUUCUGUCUCCCUGUGGAUCGGAUACGGGAUGAUAGUGAGAAAAGUCGAGAAUCCAUCUUCAAGAGGGUCGGAGAUAUCGCCGUCAUAACGACGGGGCAAGUUGGAAAAUUCAAUGCCAUUCCGGUUUCGCCAUUGAGUGUAAAGAAAACAUUUGAAGGAUUAGAACCAGUACCUCAAAUGAAGGUCAUGCAGAACAAUAACGAAAAAGACUUGUCGUCAGCAUUGAGCGAGGAGCAGCUUCCCUUCAAAACAGCUCUUACGUCAUUCUCCUUCUCUCUACAUCAAUAUUGGUUUUCUUGGCUACUACUGGCAACUCUCAAUUAUUCUGGCUCCCUUCAUCUUUGGAUGGAAAGAAUAAGUUCGGAUGUACAUAUUGUGAGUUUAUAUACACAGAUAUAUGGACUUUGCCAAGUUUCAUCCCUUAUUUUAGCACCCAUAGCAGGCAUUGUGAUGGACAGAACGUUGAAUUCGGCUUCACAAGAACCUGAUUUUAAUAAAAGAAAAUUGAUUAAACUUCGAUCAGGAUUCUGGCCAAUGCUGUUUACAACUAUAGCCCAAGCCAUUGUGCAGUUUUGCAAAUUCUUUGAGAAUGAUACAUCUGUUUAUAUUUCUAUAGCGUUCACUACCAUUCUGAGAUCUUUCCAUGUAGCAGUAGCCACAGCAUAUUUGAGGAUAAGAUUUCCAGCUAGUCAUUUUAACAGACUGCUAGGAAUCAUGAGUACAACAGCUGCAGUCGGCUCCCUACUGCAGUUCCCACUCUAUGUUUGGGAGUCCAGGUCUACCGAGGAUGUUUUCCAGGUGAACCUGUUUAAUUGCAUAGCACUGAUGCUCUGCUUUGUUCAUCCUUUGCAUCUUCUCAUCACACCCUUACAGAAGAAGUUUAUAAGGAAGGAACGAGAAAUAAUCCUCGAGGCCAAAACCAACUCCUAGUCCCUGAAACAAAAGUUCCCGGAACAAAAAAACUAUCCCACUGCCUGCACGCACCUUUUCUAAUGUUUAGGUGUGUUGUUGCGGAGGUGCAUGUACUAAGCGGUUCUAUACUUCUGGUAGAAUCUAAAGUAAAAUGAAUGAAGGUGCCAAAAGUGAACUGUUAUUUCAAAACUCCCAGAAAAAGAAUCCUUACUUAUGAAGAAAAUUCAACUGCAUUUCAUUGACGGUGACUUGUGGAAAGUUGAGAUAUGAUUCCUAUUCUACAUCUCGAACUAUUUAUAUAAUCCUCUUUGAAAGAUUGUAAAGAGAAAGGUUUUAGAUGUCCUUUUGGCAUUGCUAUUAUUCUGAAAUAUAUGCUUUGAAGAAACAAUACAAUUGUUUGGAAUCAGGAGAAAUAUGCAUCAAACAGAGAUAGGGUGAAUAAGAGAUUGCAUAGUAAAAUUAUUAUCUAAUUUUAAAGUAUGAUAUCAAGGAACCUGUUUAAAUUCUUUUUUUUUUCGUCUAAGUUCCAAAAACUUGUAUUGCUUUUCCUAGUUUUUGUUUACGCACUUAUUUUAACGAAUUCUAGUAUCAAAACAAUUGUAUUGCAUGCUGUUUAGUCGUGUUUAAAAUAAAUAAAAUUCAUCUAAAAAUCAUAUCAUGCAAAUAUUUUUUUUUGUUACUUUAUAAAUUAUUCAUAUAUGUUCAUCCAGAUAACAGUGCAAUUACUUCUGAAAAAAAAUUGUAACCCAAAUUUAUAUAUCCUAAAAAUAAUGGAAUACUUUUGAAGUCCAUUAGCAAAAGUGUUUAUCAUUAUGUAAAAUUGAUAUUGACAAGACAAAAAAAAAACCCCUCAGUAUUAUUAUACAUCGUUAUUAAAUUCAGGAAUAAUAUCAUUAAAUAUUAAAAUAAAAAUUGUAUUUCCAAUUAAAUAAAUCUGUUUAAAAAUUUAUUUUAUUGAAAUGACUUUUGCUCCAACGGUUUAAGAACAAGAUUUUUCUAAUGUCGGCAAAACUUUGGAAAACAUUUUUAUUUUUCGUUUCUUUUCUUUAUUAUUUAUAAUUCAAAAUUUUAAAGAGAAGGAAAUCUAUCAUAACUUUCACCAAAUAAUUCGUAGAAUUAGGAGACUGCGGUUGUCUAAUUGCAUUAUAUUUUGGAAAAUAUUUUUAAAAUAUAUUUGAAAAUUCUAAAUUCGCUGCAACAAAAUGGUUAAAAAUAUAACAAAUAAAUCGUUUUAAAUUAGUGAAAAUCCUAUUUUUCUCAGUUGCCAACAUUUUACUCAAAAAAAGUAAACUUAUUACAGCUCGAAAUUGCCAUUGUUUUAUAAUUUCUGAAGUAGUUGUUCACAUUUGAAAGUGUUUAGCAAUUAAAAAAUCUUCAAAUUUUCAAACAUAUUGAAUUUAUAAAGAAAUAUGCAUCAAAUAGAAGAAAUUAAAGAUAAAAAUUAAAGAAAAAAAUAUACAUUCAUUUUAAAUCUUCCCAAAAUUCAAAAGUAUAAUUUCUAUACCUGUAUUAUUAAUGUUUUUAGUGUUAUGAAAUAUGCCUAUAGAUUAUAUCAUAUUAGGACAGUAAUAUAAAAGUUUUUCACCUUUAGAUUUCAGUCGUUUCCAAUCAGAUUAUAUUGUUGAUAUUUAAAUCAAACAGAAAAAAAUAAUAAAAUUUGAAAAUAAUAACACAAAAUUCAAGAAAUAUUUACAUUCCUAUGAUGGCAGCUAUGUUAAACUAUUUUCAUUCACAAUGUAUAAUAUAAAAGACAGUAAGUUAUUAUUUCCUGAACAAGUAAAAUUCGUUGAAAUAAGUGCGUAAGUGUCAAAAAGUUUGUGUUGCUAAAAGCAAAUUGUAUAUACAUAUAUAUAUUUUAAAAAAUGUAUUUGUUUUGUUUUAGUUAUUAAAUCACAGCUUAAUAAUUUUUAGUAAGAAUAAUUAUAUUAAUAUAAAUGAUGCAUUAAAGUAUUCAUAUUUUCAAAUUAUAAUUUCAAAAAAAAUUUCGUAGAAGAUUAUCUAUAAAUAUUUAUUUGUGAAUAUUUUUUAUAUUACUUAGAAUUUCUUAUUUAAAUUAAGAUGUUUUACUGAUACAUAUUUAUAGUAAAAAGUAUUGUUUGUUACUUUCAUUCAUAUAUUUAAUAAAAUAUUCUUAUAUGUGACAGUCAUAACGACAAAAAUGUAAAUUUCUACUUGAGAUAUUUUUGAUAAUCUUUUAAAGAUGCCAAUUCAUAAUUUCAUUAAUAAAUAAUUUAUUAAAUUUAUGAAUUAAUAUGAAUGAACUAAGUGUUAAAUUUAUUAUGAAUUCCUCUUGUACUUUUUAUAUAAUUAUUUCCUUUCUUUUGUAAAUAUUCAAUUGUUUUUCAUAUUAGUUAAAUCUCUUUACAGCCAGUUAAACUUUUGACUUCCAGUUAAUUUUUUUAUUGAACUUUGCAAAGUAUAAGUUUAGCCAAAUUUUAAAAUUCAUUUAUAUUUUGUUUGAAUUUUAUACAUUUAUUUUAAGCAAGUAUUCACUGAUCGAUUAAUUUUAGUGAAGUUUUAAAGAACUGUUAUCUAUACAAUUUCAAAAGUUUCCAUUACACAUAAUUCGCACAUAAUUAAUACAUUUUUAAGCUUAAAGGAAGUAAUAACAUUCUACGUCAAAGCAAAUCACAUAAAAAUAAUAGAUUUUAUUCAUACUUUGCUUCUUAAUUAAAAGAAAUUUGUUAAUUUUUCUUUUCCUGAUUUGAGGAAAUUUUUUCUUGCAAAAAUACCUGUACAAAACGGAGUAGGAAAAAUUUCUAAGGAAGUUAGUUGAUUAGAAGAAAAAUAUAAAAAUGAGAUUUUAGGUUUGACAACAUUUUAUUAUCUAAUUUUCAAUAAUUAAAAAAAUAUCUUUUAUAGUAAUUAUAUAAUUCUGAUUGUACUUUAUAAAUUUUGGGUUUUAAUGCUAGUAAUAAUUUAUUUAUUAUAUAUAUAAAAGUUCGAUUAAAUAAUUCCUUAAAAUAUAUAAGGUUUACAUGCAGAUUUUUAUAAUAUAUUACUUAUUUAAAAAAUAAAAAAUGAUGCCUGUUGGCAAAAUUAUGAAUUAUAAAAUUAUAACUAUUAAAAAGAAAUUAUAACUUUUAGAUUAGAAGAGAAUGCAAAAUUUAAACAUAAAUUUUUUCUUCCUUGGAUUUUUUUGUAAAGAAAUUUUGUCUGGAUGGAAUUUAUUCUUGUGUUUUAAUUCAUUUUUACAGUUUGAAUUUCAAAGCAAAUGUAAGUAAAUAAAUACAUAUAAAUAAACAUAAAUCAAACAUUUUCAUAUGAACUUUUCUAGUAAUUUUCAUUAACCUUUUUUGCAUAAAAUUUGAAAAGGAAAAUCCUGAAAUAUUACAUAUUAGCCCAAGACAUUAAUGUUCUGUAAUUUCAUCAAAUUUUAAGAAAAAGAUUACCCAGGAAAAAUUUACAUAAUUCUGAUUUUUAUUUUUUAUAUCCUAAAUUUUUCUAACAUGGGAUUUUUUUUUUUAUCUUUGGGUAAAUAUAAGUAUAAAUAAUUAAAAUGCGAAUGAUGAAAAAAAAUUACUUUUAAGAAGAAUCUUGCACGCUAAUGAAAUAAAAUAUUUUUCUUUUUCUUUACUACAUUUUCUAAAUAAAUAUUUACAAUUUAUUUUUGAAAAUGAAAUAUAAUAAUUUUUAAUCAUAUUUAUUUUUGAGAAAUAAAUUAAAUAUUUUCUUAAUUAUAAUUGUUUUACUGUGCCGACCUAAUGAAUAUUAAGGUUUGGUCUGUAUUGCAUCCAGUGAAUGCCUUUAAUUAUAUACUAUUUGUGAUAAUACAGAAGAAUGU
Molecule: messenger RNA, 5541 nt
Organism: Argiope bruennichi
Lineage: Eukaryota; Metazoa; Arthropoda; Arachnida; Araneae; Araneidae
Product: equilibrative nucleobase transporter 1-like
Exons: 12
Coding region: 156-1775 (539 amino acids)
Biological process (GO): transmembrane transport
Molecular function (GO): transmembrane transporter activity
Source: RefSeq, a predicted model, not a curated record